UUUGUUCUUCCCGCCAUGCCCCUCAGCCCGCAGACGCAAAGCAAAACCAUCUGCCCAAGGCCCACCUGCAGGAGCGCGCGCGCGCACAAGAGGGCGUGGCGGGGAGGGGCGUGUCCCCCCGAGACUGGGAGUCGAUUGGUCAGGUGGCAGGGAGAAGGCGUGGCCUCUGGAGGGGCGGGGCUGCAGCCGAGGUCUCCCUCCCUCAGGCGCUUCAUCUCCUCAUUCCUGACGACCCCGGCUUCGGCGACUGCGACGCGACAACCCGACUCCCGCUCUGGCAGCAUGGCCGAGAAGAGGCACGGCACGGACACCCAGGGGCAUCGGCUUCCCGACUCCUUUAAGGCAGAUAGCCCCAGUAAGGGCCUGGGACCUUGUGGAUGGAUUUUGGUGGCUGCCUCCUUUUUAUUCACACUUGUAACUUUCCCCUUAUCAAUAUGGAUGUGUAUAAAGAUUAUAAAGGAGUAUGAAAGAGCCAUCAUCUUCAGAUUGGGUCGCAUUUUACAAGGAGGAGCCAAAGGACCUGGUUUGUUUUUUAUUCUGCCAUGCACAGACAGCUUCAUCAAAGUGGACAUGAGAACCAUCUCCUUUGACAUUCCUCCUCAGGAGAUCCUCACUAAGGACUCAGUGACCGUUAGCGUGGAUGGCGUGGUCUAUUACCGUGUUCAGAAUGCAACCUUGGCUGUGGCCAAUAUCACCAAUGCUGACUCAGCAACCCGACUUUUGGCACAGACUACUCUGAGGAACGUCCUGGGCACCAAGAAUCUGUCCCAGAUUCUCUCUGACAGAGAAGAGAUUGCACACAACAUGCAGUGCACGCUGGAUGAGGCCACUGAUGACUGGGGGAUAAAGGUAGAACGUGUGGAAAUCAAGGACGUGAAGCUGCCCGUGCAGCUCCAGCGAGCUAUGGCUGCAGAAGCUGAAGCAUCCCGGGAGGCCCGCGCCAAGGUCAUUGCAGCAGAGGGAGAGAUGAACGCGUCCAGGGCCCUGAAGGAGGCCUCCAUGGUCAUCACCGAGUCUCCUGCUGCCCUUCAACUCCGCUACCUUCAGACGCUAACCACCAUCGCGGCUGAGAAAAAUUCCACCAUCGUCUUCCCGCUGCCCAUAGACAUGCUGCAAGGCAUGUUUGGGGCAAAACACUGAGCCAUGCAGGCUCUUCCGUCCAAAAGUACCAUGAGG
Molecule: messenger RNA, 1176 nt
Organism: Ochotona princeps (American pika)
Lineage: Eukaryota; Metazoa; Chordata; Mammalia; Lagomorpha; Ochotonidae
Gene: STOM
Product: stomatin
Exons: 7
Coding region: 16-1140 (374 amino acids)
Cellular component (GO): plasma membrane
Source: RefSeq, a predicted model, not a curated record